AUGUCGCGGCCGUUUCCUUACACGUACAUAUCGUGCCCAUGCGCGCAAAAUAGGCCCCCAGAGCCAUCAAAACGGAGCUCCAGAGAGCUGUCGCCAAAGAAACAGUCGUCCCCUCGAAAAAGAACCCAAGAAAUCAAAGAUGAAGUAGAAGAGGGCUCGGACUACGAAGAAGAUGAGGAAUCGGAGCAAACUUUUGAUCCGAAGUCAGCCCGGGCCAAUUAUUCCUUGUAUCCGCCAGAGCAACUCUUAUACUGCGAGGACUGCCACCAGAUAAAAUGUCCAAGAUGUAUCACAGAAGAGAUUGUGUGUUGGUACUGUCCGAACUGUCUCUUUGAAACGCCGAGCAGUAUGGUUCGAAGUGAAGGAAAUCGAUGCGCUCGAAAUUGUUUCAGUUGCCCGAUCUGCACUGGCCCACUCGCUGUUACAACUCUAGAUAAUACUGCGGAACAUGGUACACAACAAGGUCCAUGGAUAUUAGCCUGUGGAUACUGUAUGUGGACGACAUUGGAUAUAGGGAUCCAGUUUCACAAGCCAACAAAUAUCCGGUCUCAACUAUCCAAAAUAUACGAAGAAAAGGGUGCAGUAAAGAGUUCUCGAACCGCCCUCGACUUGAAAUCACCGUUGUCAAAUACCACAUCUGGAACUCUAGACAGCCCAGCUUGGGAAGAUGAAGGGCCUAUUACCGCUACAGCAACGCAAACACAGGAUGGGCAAGUGGAACUAGAUCCAAGCGCAAGGUUUGCAGCACUCAAGAGAUUCUAUACAAAACAGAUUGAGGAUACCUCUAUAUCAGCAACGGACCCUCUAGUAUCAGAUUUCGGAGCAGCAUUUUCAUCGCCCAGCGCGUUGAACCGUAUCAUGUCAAUCUACACUUCAUCGUCUCAUCAUUACGGCGGUAGUGCGAAGAAAGCAAAAUCAAAGCCCCCAGUAAUGCGAGAGGCGCUCACAUCAGACGAGGGUCUCAAGGUGGUUUCUGCUGACAACGAUCAAGUAAUAAUCGAUCGGAUAGCUUCUGAAGACUGUACAUGGGACGAUAUGCUUUCUACCGAGCAAAGGGCAUUCCAAUAUCCUAACGCUCGAUUCAUGGACGAUCUGCGACCACUUCCUGUGUUACUACGAACUAAGCGAUCUAAACGGUGCAAAUCAUGUAAACACAUAUUAGUGAAACCCGAGUUUAAACCUGCAUCGACCCGGUUUAGGAUUCGUCUCAUCGCGCUCAGCUACAUCCCACUUCCUGCAUUGCGCCCCCUUAUGCCGGCGGCUUUACCUGGACAAUCUGUAUCAGCAACAUCGUUGCUACAGCAAAAUCUGGACGCGCUCUCUCCGCUUCGCCCAAUUCAAUACCUUCUCACGUUGAAAAACCACAUGUUCGACCCCGUGCGAGUCACUCUAGCUACACCCUCAGUCACCCCUGGUCGCGUCGCAUCUAAAGUUACUAUUCUCUGCCCGCAAUUCGAACUAGGCGCAAACAGCGAUGUUUGGGACGAGGCGUUACAAGCCGCGCCUACCGCCCCAAGCUCCUCCACAAACCCACUAUCUCGACCAGGCGCUCCUGGGUACGAGAAAGUCGCCGAAGCCGGUAAGGUCUGGGACAAGGGACGCAACUGGACAACCGUUGUUCUCGAAGUAGUCCCCGAUGCAUUACCAGGCACGAACCCAUCGAUACCACUUCCACUAGUGACAAAUACUAGUGACCGAGACGAACAACAAAAGGAAGCAAAAAGCGAGAAUACAGGUUUUCUUCGAGAAGAUGAAGAUGUCCUCGAAAUUCCCAUUUUUGUGCAUUUGGAAUGGGAUGCGGAGAAUCAGAUUGAUCAGGAUGGUCAACAACAGUCGGCGCCUGAUAAGCCGCGUGAGAAGAGUGGUGAGAAACUGGACUUGGUCAAGCGUGAGCUAGCGUAUUGGAUGGUUCUGGGCGUGGGGAGAAUAUCUCCAAAGAUAUUAUAG
Molecule: messenger RNA, 1947 nt
Organism: Talaromyces proteolyticus
Lineage: Eukaryota; Fungi; Ascomycota; Eurotiomycetes; Eurotiales; Trichocomaceae
Product: putative dynactin Arp1 p62 subunit RO2
Exons: 2
Coding region: 1-1947 (648 amino acids)
Cellular component (GO): dynactin complex
Source: RefSeq, a predicted model, not a curated record